Caenorhabditis elegans is the source of this 174-nucleotide messenger RNA. RefSeq lists its product as uncharacterized. The record is from RefSeq and is marked reviewed. The transcript has a single exon. The coding region runs from base 1 to 174 and encodes 57 amino acids. NCBI's taxonomy places the organism in Eukaryota, Metazoa, Nematoda, Chromadorea, Rhabditida, Rhabditidae.
AUGCGAUUCCUGUACAGAAAAGAGUUCCAAAACUCUUUUCUGUACAUGGUGACCCUUCGAUUAUCGAACCAAGCUUCAUCUCAUCAUACAGUCGAAAACAAUCAGAAUGCACAUCGGACUGGCGAGGAGCCAUAUCCGACAUGUUCUCGAGGAAGUCGACGAGCUGAGCGAUGA